This is a messenger RNA of Babesia microti strain RI, 2016 nucleotides long. RefSeq lists its product as hypothetical. NCBI's taxonomy places the organism in Eukaryota, Apicomplexa, Aconoidasida, Piroplasmida, Babesiidae. The record is from RefSeq and is a predicted model, not a curated record. The transcript has a single exon. Bases 1 to 2016 code for a protein of 671 amino acids.
AUGCAGGCAACUCUUAUUUUCGAAUGUAAAAAUUCAAAAUUUUGUGGUAUGAUGGAUUUAUUUAAUGAUAUUUAUGACAAACUUACAUGCCUAAGAGGAGAUAAGAUUGAAUCUAUAGAUUUGUCAUUUCUAACAGAUGAUUUUUUAAAGAAAAUCAUUUUUGAUACUGAGUAUUCAGAUGAAUUAUGUUCAAAAAUUAUAUCUCUGCCAAAUUAUAUCGCAGAAUCGAUGAAUGAUAUUCCAAAUGAAUUAUUCCCUGAUAACUAUGUAAAUAGGUUAAUAUCUAUUGCCUGUAACAUUAAUGAAGGUGUUGGUGGUCAUAUUUGUUUGAAUAAUUUCCAAUUACAACUUUUAUUGAGGCUUUUCAGAAAUGGGUUUUCUAAAAAGAUUGUCAAUUGUAUCGUAUCACCAUCAAUAACAUACAAAACUGAUACAUCCGGUUUGUGCUCAAUUAUCCAUCAAUUGAGCUUGAAAUUGGAUGAAUUCCAUUUGAAAAAAUUUGUAAAACAUAUUCUAGAAGUUAUAUCUCCCCUUUAUAAAAUGAAUGCUAAUCAAUUUUAUACACACAUAUCUACAUCCAAAAUCCUUGGACAAUUUAAAUCAUUCAAUUUAACCACUAUAUUUCACCCAUUAAACAAUAUUCCCUUAAUCCCAAGUAUCCAUCUCUUGGAUGUAAUUGAUGGUAAAUAUGAAUUAUGGGAAUAUUUAAUACGUUUAUGGUCCGAUGAAUUAUUAAAUUCCAUGUUAUCUCCAUCAUCUCAGAUUAUAAUUGGUUCAUAUUUGUCGAGACUAUUAAAGUUACAUAUUAAAAGGUGUAGUGAAAAGGAUUUCGGAUUCAUUUCUUCUGGAAUUUAUUGGCGUUUAACUAGUUAUGAAAAAUGCGCGAGGUUAUCUGGAAUUGCUAUGGCAAUUGUUACUAAGGAAUUGAAUUGUAACGAGCAAGAUAAUGAAGAAAAUGAUGAUGCUACAUUUGAUGAAUUUGAAUGUCCGCAAUCCAAUUCCCUAAAGGCAGCAAUGAAAGACUUUAAUGAAUUAGUCGGCGAUGUAUCUGAUCUUAUAUAUACUUGUGAUGAUAAAAUGGGACUUGAUCAACAAAGUGACAACUCUAUUGAUAAUAAUUAUUUAUUACCACAUCAAAAAUCUCACCUCAGUAAACCUUUUUAUCUAAGACAAAUACUGGAGAGAAUUCAGGGAAAUCUUAUUAGGGGUGAGGUUGAUUUUGAAUUGGUUAAAAAUUUAUCUGGCGGUUCACCUCUAGAUAAAAUUGAGAAUUCGGAUCAAAAACUGCAACGCAUAACGCAAGCCUUGGUAUAUUUACAUGUAAUACUUGAUAGAAAUCCCCCUGAUGCUGAAAUUGAAUCAUUAUCGUUCCCACUUGCCAAAUCACUCCUCUCCCUUACAACAAUAUAUAAUAUAUCACAAAAGGUAGAAUGCCUGGAUGUAAAUGGAUUAUUUACACUUAAUAAUUCAAUUCCAAAUUACCCAACAAAAAUUGUGUUAUUAAGAGAUCUAAUUUCUAAGGGCCUAACUAAACUAAUAUUAGUUUCAUUUAAACCAUUGGUAAAAUUUAUAGCUAGCGAAAUAUUUAAUACAAAUUUGUCAAUACAAUCAAAAAUAUUGUUGCUGGAAUCGGCUAUUGAUGGAGUUGAUCCCAAUCAGAAUCGUACUUUUAAAAAUGUGCAUCCCAGCUUAGCAGCAUUUGGAGUGGUUGAACUGCUGGAUGCUAUUGAACAAUUCAUUAACAAUGGAAAAUCAUAUUCAAAUAUAAUACAUCUAUCUAGGGAUAAUGGACGUAGAAUAUUUAAUAUCGAUUCUACUGGCAUAAUUUUAAUCGCACGAGUAAUUGAUCUAAUCGUUUGUCUGAAAAUAUCUUCUGGAAAUGGAUGGAUUUUAUUAGGUUUACAAGCUGAACAAAUCCAUAGGAGAUUAAUGGAUCUAAAAAUUUUGUUACUUAAACAUUUGCCAACAAAUUGUAGAUUAAUGGAAUCUUUGUCGCUCGUAGAAAAUUACAUAUGA